AUGAACCAACAGCAGCAAUGGCUCAAUUCUCAGAUGCAGGGGCAACGACCUCAAUAUCCACCUCAAAUGAAUCAACAGCAGCAACAACAGUUCUUCCGACCCCAAGGACUUCCCUUGACACCACAACAACAGCAAGCGAUGUAUGGUCAACGCCCACAAAUAUCACCACAAAUGAUACAACAAGGACUUGCUAUGCAACAGCAAUACCCACAGAAUCCACAACAACAGCAAUUGUUAUUACAACAACAAAAUAUGAUUGCUCAACAAUCUCAAUUGAAGCGACCUUCUGAACAAAAUCCUCCUGUCGCUCCACGCAUAAAAAAACGCAAACCAACAGACAAGACCCUAUCUCGAAAGGUCGAGUCAUACGUACCUGAAUCACGAUUGUUUAGUCAACUGCAAGACUUUGAACGCCAGCUAGACGCUACAAUUGUAAGAAGAAAGGUGGAAUUACUGGACAAUCCUGCAAAAUUAUCAAAAGUCACAAGGACUUUACGAAUUUUCGUGUCAAAUACUGCUGGAUCACAGUAUAUUCCAACAAAUGAUGCUGGCGAAGCCUUGUUUGAUGCUGAUACCGCAAAAUCACCAAAUUGGACUCUCAAAGUGGAAGGCAGACUAUUGGAUGUGGCAAACAAAAAGUACCAGACCGGAGUUCAUCACAAGUUUUCAUACUUUGUAAAGUCCAUGGUGGUAGAAUUGAAACGUGAUAGCAAUUUGUACAGUGAAGGCAACAUCAUCGAGUGGCAGAAGAAUCCUUCUGCACCCGAAAUGGAUGGAUUUGAAGUCAAGAGAAAGGGAGAUUCCGAGUUGCCGUGCCGUAUUAUCAUUACAUUGGACCAACCCGACAAAUUCAAACUACCAGCGGAAAUGGCCCGAUUAUUGGACAUUCAUACCGACAAUCGUCAAAACAUAAUGUUGGGACUUUGGCAAUACAUCAAGCAUCAUAAACUUCAAGAUCCUGAGGACCGUAAAAAGUUGAAUCCCGAUGAAGGUCUACGACUUGCAUUGAAUCUCCCAGAUUCUGGCAUUCCAUUCUCUAUUCUCCCAAGUUUGAUCGAUAGUCGAUUGCUACCAAUUGAUCCUAUUGUCAUCAACUACACCAUCAAAGUGGAUAAGGAAUUCUCGUUUAGUCCCACUGCAUUCGAUGUCGAAGUUGAGUUCACUGAUCAAUCACGCAAGAAUGUAGUUGCAGCUAUUACACAAGGUGCACCCAAUGUUGAAAAGGAGAUUGCUGCUCUUGAUGAAAAGAUGUCACACCUGGUUGCUCAAGUCGGUGCUUGUAACGUCAAGCGUGACUUUUUGCUUGGAUUUGUCAAGGAUCCUAUUUCAUUUUUGAAUACUUGGGUGGCCAGUCAAUCCAGAGACUUGGAGGUGGUUCUUGGCGAUCAACGCCUGGUUGGAGAGGAAGUACGCAGAUCUGAGUUCUACAAACAGGCAUGGGUGUCUGACAGUGUUGGGCACUUCCUGACGGAUCGGUUUGGUGCCAUCCGAUAG
Molecule: messenger RNA, 1494 nt
Organism: Synchytrium microbalum
Lineage: Eukaryota; Fungi; Chytridiomycota; Chytridiomycetes; Synchytriales; Synchytriaceae
Exons: 12
Coding region: 1-1494 (497 amino acids)
Biological process (GO): regulation of transcription by RNA polymerase II
Cellular component (GO): nucleus; SWI/SNF complex
Source: RefSeq, a predicted model, not a curated record